ACGUUCAUUGAAAAUUCUCUAAUAUUUUCAGCGUAUGUGACAGUUGUGGUUUAUUUACCACUUCAUACUUUAUAAAAAACAUUUGAGUUGAAUUAUUUGGCUAGUUUACAUUCGAAAAGGAAUUUCCUUCAAAAUUGAAGCCAGGGAUAUUGGCUCAAGGAAUAGAUUCAGUUUUAAGCAAGAAACAUGGUAUACCUCCAUUUUCCAUCACAGUUUACAGAAGAAGAAGAGAUGCUACAAAAGAAAUACCAGAAACUGAAAAGAAAAAAAAAGGCACUACUUCAGCUAAAAACACCUAAGCAAGAGCCCCCAGCAGUUCAAAAUCCUGUGAAGUGCACACCAGAAGUAAAAAAGGAUGCUAAGGAAGUGGCUAAAAAACUGUUGAAAUCUGGGGCCAUACAAGCAAUUAAAGUAGAAAACAAGGAAAGGCAAGGUUUUAAACGUUCUAAAGCAUCAGAAAGAAAAAGGAGUACAUCAAUACGUUAUCAGUCAUUUAGUUCAAGUUCUGGCUUGGAGGAAGAAAACACUGACAGGAUGAAAGGCGUGAGCAAUAACUCUCGACCAGCUAUGAAAAGUCUGUUUGAAAGUUUUGUUAGCUCUCGAGAAAUAGAAGAGCAUGAGAACAAAGAGGAGAGAGAACAUGAACGAGAUAGAGAUGGACGAAAUGAACAUCCUACGCAAGGAAAUACGAUUUACGUGAAUGGCGUUAAUGUAACUGAAGAAAUACUGCGUAAUGGAUUUGCUCCUUUUGGAAAUAUCAUGAAUAUAUCCAUGGAACUGGACAAAAAUUGUGGUUUUGUGACAUUUGAAAAAAUGGAGUCAGCAGAUAAAGCUAUAAAUGAGAUGAAUGGAAAAAUGGUAUCUGGAGUUAAGUUGCGUGUUUCCUUGGCAAGAAGACAACCACCUGUUCCAGUUUCCUGUGAUGGCUCUUCAGCUUCAUGGACGACAUUAGCUUCCAGUUUCUCCCAGAAGGGGAGUCAUCAAGACAAGCGUAAACUUGUAACAUAUGAUGUUGAUAUAUUUUGAUGGAAUUCAUUUGUAUUUUAUCAUUCUCAACAUUGUAGUAUGUGAUUCAAUUUUUGUGUGUGUUUAAUUUUUUGUAUUGCUUAUUAAAUAUGUUUUGGUUUAACAAUC
Messenger RNA from Limulus polyphemus (Atlantic horseshoe crab), 1134 nucleotides. RefSeq names its product negative elongation factor E-like (gene Nelf-E). Gene Ontology annotation, cellular component: NELF complex. Bases 187 to 1026 code for a protein of 279 amino acids. Gene Ontology annotation, biological process: negative regulation of transcription elongation by RNA polymerase II. Lineage: Eukaryota; Metazoa; Arthropoda; Merostomata; Xiphosura; Limulidae. The record is from RefSeq and is a predicted model, not a curated record. Gene Ontology annotation, molecular function: RNA binding. The transcript is spliced from 9 exons.